AUGAAUUCACGUUCUUCUCGUACAAAAUUGAAAAUUUAAACAAGUGAGUAACUUAAUUCAAUUGGCAAUGAUGACACAAAAACAGACGAAUGUGCAAUUAAGCAAACAGUUAUCUUGGCUGCUGCGUCAUGGCGCUGAAAAGGAGGGAUUCACAAUGCAGCCAGAUGGAAAUGAGCGACUUGGAGACCCGCACAAGGCCGUCCCAGGACGAUUCGGUGCGCUGCAAGGUGUGCGAAGCUACCUUCAAUACCCUACAGGAUUGCCUGGCACAUGAGCUGCUCAAGCACACAAUAAAGCCGCAGAAGAAGCUGCGGAAAUGCCUGGACGCAAUCACAAAACUAUUUGCCAGCGAACAAAUCCAAUGUGAACGUCGCGUGCUGAAGGCGACUCUGGCCCAGGCGCCGGCCGGACAGCAUUUGCGUGCCAUAUUGACAUUCUAUGCGGGCAAUUGCAGCGAACUGUCGGCUUGCUUCUCCCAAGUGCGAGACACCCUACAAAAACAGUUGCAGGGUAGAGUGAAAGUUUAUCCCUUUGGCUCACUUGUAACGGGGCUGGCUUUAAAAGAUAGCGACAUUGACUUGUUUUUGGAACAGACGGACGUUAGCUCGAACGCCAUAUCACAUCGCCAAUUGUUCAACAAGAUCUACAAUUUCUUGCGUCGCAGCGAAUGCUUUCAGGAUGUGUUCGCCAUCCGGCAUGCCCGUGUGCCCAUCAUACGCUGCAAGCACGUCUACAGCGGACUGAGUCUGGACAUCAAUAUGUCCAGUCCGAACAGCACGUACAAUUCGCGCUUUGUCGCCGAACUGCUGGGCAGGGAUGUGCGAAUGCGUGAACUUUUCCUAUUUCUCAAAUUGUGGGCCAAGAAGCUGAAGAUCAUCGGCAGCGGCAGCAUGACCAGCUACUGUCUGAUCACCCUCAUCAUCUUUGGCCUGCAGCAGCAGAGGCUAUUGCCAUCGAUUAAACAGCUGCAGGCCCGAUGCCCCGUCGUCGAGGUCAUGGGCGUCAACUAUGCCUACAGCUUCCAGCAGGUGCGUCCCAUACCGGCCGGCGUAACCUCUUUGGAUCUCAUAUCCGAUUUCUUUGCGCUAUACCAUAAAAUGAACUUUGAGAGGAAACUGUUGUCGCCCUACUUGGGCUAUGCGCUGGAUAUCGACACAGCUUUCUCGGUGCCUGGCACAUUUCCCGAAUAUGAGCAGCAGCUGCAGGCGAUGGCAAAGGCGACGGGCGAGCAGCCGGAGCCCUUUCAGAGUCAACGCUGCGUUUGUGUGCAGGAUCCCUUCGAGAUGCAGCACAAUGUGGGCCAGUCCAUUUCCAUUACGAAUCUCUGUUACCUGCGCGAAUGUUUGGUCUUGGCCCAUCAAGCGUGUUGCGACAAGAAGCUUGUCGCAGCGCCGGCCAAACUUUAUGACUAUUUAAUAUUUGGCCUGGCCGAGCAGCUGUUGCAGAGCCAAAGGAUAGAGCAGGGCCAUCCUGCCAAGGUGCGAAGACAAGUGUCGACUAGGGAGCAGCAGCAGGACGCAGAUAAACCCAAAAUGGAGAAAACAGCCCAGAUUUUGGUCGACGCAGCACCGAAGUCAUCAACUCCAGCACCAAAGCCUGCAAGAGAAGCAAAGCCAACGAAAGUUCCUACAACUGCUGACAUGCCAACGGAACCGCCAGCAGAACCGCCAGCAGAAUCGCCAGCGGAAUCGCCAGCUAAAUCAAAUGAUAAGUCCAAAGAAAGACUGUCCUCGACAAGUUCCUUGGAUAAUGGACCGGUCAUGUCGAUGCAUGUCCACAUACUGAAGCCCACGAAUAACGACCUGAAGAGUUUGCGGGCGGAUUUGCUCAGCAAAAAGACGAAUACAGAGCAAACAAUAUUUUUCUAUUGGGCCGAGUGCUAUGUGGAUGCGAUCAAGGAUAUUCUAGUCAAUAUAUAUGGCUUAACAUUGAAGCAGAUCGAGCCGAAAGAGGAGACCCCAUCGAUGGCUGCCCCUCAAACACUGCCGCAACAAUAUACCUGGCUGAUCAAUACCUCGGUGGAUACUUGGAGUGCGCGAAACUUUCAACGCUCCACCAAACAAUCCUUCUUUGCCCAGCAGCUGCAGCAGACCGUCGAGUUCAUCAAAACGCGUCCAGCGAAUGCGAAUUUCGUAGUCAAUCUGAACGGACGUUUCUCGGUGAUCAUUGGCGCCGACUACAAGGAGCUGCGGCUGGAACUGCAGCCGAUGUCAAGCGAUGCUCUGGGCCUGCAACGACACAGCCCAUUGACCAAGUUCUUUAAGUCCCUGAAGAAUAUGUUGUGCAACUACAAUUUCAAGGAGAAAGUCAUUAGCAUGCAGUAUCAGCGCUGAGCGCCAAAUAGGCCCAAAGGAAGUCAAAAGAAAAAAUGAAGAAAAAAGGAAAAAUCGAAAAUAGGAUCGCCAAAAAUGGAAAAUACCAAACCAAAUAGAACAAAAACAAAAUACAAAAGAGACGAGGACAAGGAGAUAUUUUAUGAUGGAGGAUAUUAUAGCAAAUAUUUGGGUAGCUGUGAGCUAAAAUUGAAGAGAAUUGCAAUUGCGGCUAAUAGGCAAAUUAGAAGUAUAAUAUCAAUAUUAUAUAGCUUUAGAGGAACAUCUGUAAAAUGUACAUAGGUGGGAAACAAAUUUCUAUAGACCUGAUGUCCUAUAUAUAGAUAUAUAUAUCUAUAUAAAUAUAUAUUAAUAUAUAUAUGAUUAUAUACAUAUACAUAUACAUAUAUAUAUAUAUAUUUCGUACAUAUACAGUUUAAAUUUUAGUUAACUGACGAAUUUUUCAAUCUGACAACGCUCACAAUAAAUUAGAAAUUGCAAUUCUCGACAUAAAGAACUUUUUUGAGAUCUUUACAAAUUUCUUGUACAUAUAUUAAUUUCUCUGUUAGUUUGCCAUUAGGAAUAAAAGGAAAGUGUUUGGUUUUACUUUUAAGAAA
Drosophila mojavensis is the source of this 2929-nucleotide messenger RNA. RefSeq lists its product as uncharacterized. The record is from RefSeq and is a predicted model, not a curated record. Gene Ontology annotation, molecular function: RNA uridylyltransferase activity. Lineage: Eukaryota; Metazoa; Arthropoda; Insecta; Diptera; Drosophilidae. Bases 129 to 2333 code for a protein of 734 amino acids. The transcript has 3 exons.